AUGACCGACAUCAAACCCAAAUCCAGCGACCGCGAAAUAGCACGUGAAUUGGACUGGACUAUCGACUCUCUGUUUCCUCUCACGGAUAAAGUCGCCAUCGUCACGGGUGCCAACUCACUAUCCUCCAUAGGUGGUAAUAUCGCACUUCAGCUGGCCCUCAAAGGUGCCAAAGUAUACGUCGGUGCUCGCAGCCUCUCCAAAGCCAACGCUGGUAUCAAAGAAAUUAUCUCCCAGUCGUCUUCUAUCGAUCCUUCAAACCUCAAGCCGUUCGUCGCAGCUGUCGAUGAGUACGCCGCAGUCAGAGCGGCGGCUGAGGCAUUCCUGCGGAAGGAGACCAGAUUAGACAUUCUCGUCAACAACGCUGGCAUUUUCCCACUGUCGCUGGAGUACGAUCAAUAUGGGAUCAACAAAGUCAUGGCGACGAAUCAUCUGGGACCGUUUCUUCUCACCAUGAUAUUGCUUCCCCUGCUCAAGGCGACAUCCGCUGCCACGCUAAAUAGCGACGUCCGUAUCGUCAACGUCUCCAGCACUGCAAUUGAUGUCCUCCCACUAGGCCAUUCUUUCGCCUCGUUCGAAGCCUGGAACGAUUCCUUCGGCGGUGAUGACUACCCGCUACAGUUUCUACAUCGCUAUUCUUACUCGAAAGUCGCGAACGUACUCUUUACGAAGGAGCUGCAGCGACGACUUGAUCAAAACGGGUCGCGUAUCCUAGUGACGGCCGUGCAUCCUGGUGUAGUGGCUACACCUGGCGCUAAAACGGUACUUGGGGUCGAAAGUGAGGAGUACAAGGCUUGUAUCACGCCGUACGAGGGAGCUUUGACGGAGGCAUGGUGCGCAGCGCAUCCGGAGGUUAGGGAUAGGGAAGAUGAGUUUAAGGGAGCCUUUGUUGUACCGUAUGGUGUCGCGAGAGGUGUGACCGGGUUGGCAGAGGAUACAGAGGAGGCCGAAAAGUUGUGGGAUGCCAGUGAGAGGAUCCUGGCUGAGAUAGUCAAGGCCUAA
Molecule: messenger RNA, 999 nt
Organism: Didymosphaeria variabile
Lineage: Eukaryota; Fungi; Ascomycota; Dothideomycetes; Pleosporales; Didymosphaeriaceae
Exons: 1
Coding region: 1-999 (332 amino acids)
Source: RefSeq, a predicted model, not a curated record